AUGACUUCCAAUCGCCCUCUACCCAUUUCCGGGGCGUGGGAGCACCCUGAUGCUUACAUUGAGGCUCUCCUCUGCUUCUCCACUACGUCGGUGCUCUUUAUGAACUUGUGCGGUGGCGUGCACAUGGUCGACUUUUUGACCCGAGAGCCCGACCUCUAUACAACAAUUCUGCCAAAAGAUUGGAUAUCUUUUUUCGAGCAGCAUGAUAUUCAAGAUAUCAUUCGUCUACUCCUACGAGAGGACAUUGAGCACAUACGAAGCGCCGGCGAGCCUUCCGAAGAUCAAAGCAGCCGUACUUGGAAUGGAGGAGCAUUCCCACCCCAGAGCCUCUUGGACUACAUUUUCAACAUCCGUUUACUGACACUCAAACGAGAAAUGUACAUCUCAUCUUCGAAGAGAAUUGAAUUACCAAAACAAGUUGCCAUGCAUAUGAACCGAAAAAAAGUACACGAGGUUGAAUGUUUUUCUCAACAUGUCGCAUCUCUAUCAGACACUGUCAAUAAGCGUCGCGGUGAGCAAGUCACUCAUAUUGUGGAUUUUGGGUCUGGACAGAACUAUCUUGGACGGACACUGGCCAGCUCGCCUUACUACAAGCAUAUCAUCGCGAUUGAGCGCAAGCAUCAGUACAUAAGCGGUGCAAAGAGCAUGGAUGUGCGAGCCAAGUUGGCAAAGAACCCGAAAGCUCGAUAUUUCCACAAGGACAAAAGUUCAUGUGAUGGCUACAAUGGUUCUUCGGAAGUGACUGUUUCUGAAACAACGGAUACCUCCCAGCCAACGAUAGAGGGCUCGCAGGUCUCAGACGUUCGUUUUUCCGAGAUGCUGGGCGAUAUUAGCCUUCAACCUGAUGAGCUACUCGGAGCCCUCACCAAAAGCCCAUUACGAGAAAAGGUACCGAAGCCAGAGAUCCAUACCGGCGGUACUCUCAGCUAUAUUGAACAUGAAAUACAAGAUGGCAAAGAAGAGAGCGAUGCUAGAUUGAUGGUCGUUUCCCUUCACUCUUGCGGAAACCUUGUUCACCAUGGUCUACGAUCCCUGAUUCUAAAUCCUUCGAUUGUGGCUGUCGCUAUGAUUGGCUGUUGCUACAAUCUAUUGACGGAACGCCUCGGUCCAAACACACAUGACCUCCCUAUUCUUCAGUCCCUCCACCCUCGACUUAAAGAGACUGGAAGAUCAUACGAUCCGCAUGGGUUCCCUAUGUCUAAAUACUACGAAAAUUACCGUAGUCCCGGAGCAACGACCGGCGUGAAGCUUAACAUCACAGCUCGUGCACUGGCCGUGCAAGCUCCAUACAAUUGGGGCUUCAAUGACAGUGAAGUGUCUUUUACCCGUCACUUUUUCCGUGCUCUUCUCCAGCGUAUUCUCGUUGAUCGAAGAAUUCUUCCUAGGCCCUCCGUGCCUCAAGAAGCAUUCUCUGACGGAACUUACCCAGAAGCUAGAACCAAUACUAUUCUCAUCGGAGCUUUACCUAAAGCUGCUUUUAAGUCCUUUACUGCAUAUAUUCGUGCCGCGACGAUCAAGAUGAGUCGAGACCCAAUAUAUGGUUCCCAGGUGCAGGAGCAUAUUGCUACCUUGACUGAUGAGGAGAUUCAUUGCUACGAGACUCAGUACCACCACGCGAGGAAACAUAUGAGUGUUGUGUGGAGCUUAAUGGCGUUUAGUGCUCAACUCGUCGAGGCUAUCAUUGUUGUGGAUCGGUGGCAAUUCCUUCGUGAACAAGACUCGGUCAAAGACUGCUGGGUUCAGCCGGUGUUUGACUACAGUGAAAGCCCGCGUAACUUGGCGGUCAUUGGACUGAAAAAGUGA
Molecule: messenger RNA, 1803 nt
Organism: Penicillium canescens
Lineage: Eukaryota; Fungi; Ascomycota; Eurotiomycetes; Eurotiales; Aspergillaceae
Exons: 2
Coding region: 1-1803 (600 amino acids)
Source: RefSeq, a predicted model, not a curated record